Molecule: messenger RNA, 3821 nt
Organism: Gigantopelta aegis
Lineage: Eukaryota; Metazoa; Mollusca; Gastropoda; Neomphalida; Peltospiridae
Exons: 5
Coding region: 117-3143 (1008 amino acids)
Source: RefSeq, a predicted model, not a curated record
UAACCUCAUCUCUGUUUUGGGUAGUUUUACAUAAAUGCAGUAAUUUUCUACAAAAAUUACACACUCUCGAGUUUUUACUCAUCAUUGUACAAAGUGCAGAUUUCAAAAAGUUAACAAUGGCAGAAGGAGGUGAUAUGGAUCUGUCCAGUUUCAUGGAGGUUGUUACGACAUACAAGUGCAAGUUUUGUGCAUAUGUCUGCUCACAGCCACAAAUGAUGAGCAACCAUGUGAAGACAUCUCACAUUCAUCUGAAGCCCAACAACACCACCAUGUCUGUCGAUAAAAGAACAACCCAGUGUGUUCAGAUGGUAGAAAGCUGUAGCAAUCAGGCAGAUGACAAACAAUUAGUGAAUAUAAAAACCGAGACAAACAGCGAAGAAAUACAGAGUGAAUGGUUUAGAGGGGACAGCACAGUUGUUUCUAUUGAUGGGCAUGAUGCUUCAAAGUGGGAAAAGUGUGAGAAUAUUAAGACAGAAGUUCAGGAGUGCUGUGAUGAAUUUCAGAGUGAGGAUUAUGUAACACAGAUUUGCAGCGAUACAUUAAAAUCUGCUUCCACACAUGACAAAACUGAGAUGAAAACUUUGUGUGCAACAGACUCAUUGAACCAUGUUGUUCCAUCUCAAAAUUUGUGUACAACAGACUCAUUGAACCAUGCUGUUCAAUCUCAAGACAAGCAGACUGAUGCAGCCAUGAAUCCAACAGUCAUCAUUUGUAUGACCUUGCCCUCUGAUCAAGACUGCUGCACAGAUGGUGUGAUUUCAAAUGUGGAAAAGAGUCUUGAAUCAGACAGAGAUUUGCUGUUAUUAAAUGCUGGUCGUUCACAAGAUUCAGCUGUUUCAGAUGCAGGUUCAUGCAAUAGAACUGAUACCAAUCCCAUUCUCCUGGGACCUGAAUUGAACCAGUCUUCCAAGAAACAGGAGGAAAGGACUAUCCACACUAGUGCUAAAUCAGAAUUUGUUGCAGAUCAGACUGCCUCUUCUUUAGCCAGUGCUCCAAGGAACAGGCAUGUGCUGGUCUCAUCUGGGCAAGAUCUUCAACAAACAUCAGCAGAUUUAACCCACACAGUUACAGUUGCAGCACCUACCUAUAGUUUACAUGGAGCUUCAGCAAACACCUUUGUUUCUAGUCCAGAGUCUACAUCGGUUGCUAGAAACUCUCAGAUGGGUGUCACAUGUGCAUCAAAGACAUCAGUGGCUUGCCCUGAACCAUCACAAGCUAUCAGCGAUCCUCAUGGUGGCACGGCACAUGUAGAAAGUAUACAGGAAUCAGAAACAUAUCCUGCUCUCAGGAGUGAAGAGGACAUCAUAAUAAAAGAACUCUUUCUGUGCGGACUGUGCAGCCAGACGUUCUGCAGCAUAGAGGCAGUUGGUGACCACAUGAGGAGCUCACAUCCUGAAGCUGUGGGACUCUUAAACAGAAACACCACAGGAAAUCUGCCAAAUUCUGCCUCUAACCAAGGACAGGAGAUAGCUACAAGGAAGAAGAAACCUGGCCGUAAGAAGAAGUCCGAGAUGAUUCGCCUGGAAGCGGAGAGGAAAGAGGAGACGGAGGAUGAAGACUGGCAGCCGGGACGGGACCUUGGAGUCCGCCACGACGGUCGCAAGCGGAGGAAAACGCGACCACCACGAGCUCUCAAGAAAGACUACUACAUAGAGACGGAGAAGAAAGUGUCCCCAUCGGGCAAGAAGCGGCGCAAUCGGUAUUCCAUCGUGGACAGCCACUUCAUCAAGUGUCAGGUGUUCGGCUGCCAGGCGAGGUUCAUGUUCCGAGAGUCGCUGGAGUAUCACCUGCGGUGCCACGACGACUGCGGCUACCUGACGUGUCCCGAGUGUCGGCAGGAGUUCAGGAUGUGGUCCGUGCUCAAGCUGCACCUGUGGAAGGACCACCGUGUCGACCUCGACCUGUUUCAGUGUGACGAGUGUCAGUACAAGGUGGACACGGUGCGCAAACUCAACAUUCAUAAGGAGAUCCACAGCGACAGUCGGCCGUACACCUGUGAUAUCUGUGGGAAAGGUUUCAAGCAGUUCAGUCAGAUGAAGAACCACCAGGUGAUCCACGAGGGUCGUGACCCGAAGAGCUCGAGCAGCUGGUACGGGGUGAAGCAGUGUAAGACGUGCGAGCGGUGGUACGCCAACAAGAAGUCGCUCCAGAAACACGUGGAGGCCGUCCACCACAAGGUGCGGCCAUUCACCUGCCCCUUCUGUGAGCACACCGCCGCCAGGAAGGCCAUGAUACAACUCCACAUCAGAACUCACACCGGGGAGAAACCCUUCACGUGCAAUGUGUGCCAGUACUCGACGGGGGACCACAACUCGAUGCGAAAGCACCGCAUGCGUCACACAGGCCAGCGCCAGUACAAGUGUAAGUACUGCUCAUACUCGUGCAUCCAGGCGAUCUCGCUCAAGUCUCACCUGCGCACCAAACACCCGGGCAGGGAGGGCGUCUACCUGUGUGGCUCGUGCAGCUUCAAGACCGUCAACAAGAUCCACUACGACAACCACCUGGCCGACCACCGGAACGGGCUCGUCCAGGCGUCAACCGUCACAGCUACACACGAGGAGAAACCCAAACGGACCCGCGUCAUCCAGCAGAGGGCGGGGAAUUCGUUGAAAUCGGAGCCAGUGAUACAGGUUGAGAAUUUGUUGAAACCGGAACAGGUGAUACAGGUUGGGAGUUGUGCAGUGAAACCAGAUCCGGUUCAGGUUGAGAUGCAGAUGCAGACCAUGGACUCGGGCGAGGCUCAGAUCAGCGUCGAAGAUCUCGCCAGACUCACAAACUGCGCCGGGUUACUCUCAGGGGAGGUAACUGCGGUUCAGCUGAUCUACUCUGCGCUGAGCGCCAUCUCUCAGAACUCACAGACAGACGGGACGCAGACCACGCAGCUGGCCGGCGGGAUAGAGACGGUAAUCCGGUCGGAGUCUGGUGGUCCAGGGGUGACAACUCACACCAUUACGUUCAGAGUGCCGGCCAAAGGGAUUUCCAGUCACGUUCAGGCUGAGCAGGUUAUUUACGCAGAGCCAGUGGAGGUUGUGGAUGGUGGAAAUAUGGACGAGCAGACAACUCUGCAGAUAGAUCUAGAUGCGGUGACUGUGACAAGUGUAGAUGGAGAAACUAAUGUUGACUUGUCUAAUACAGGGAACUAAAGUCUGUGAGGAGUGUAGAUGGAGAAGCUAAUGUUGACUCGUCUAAUAUAGGGAACUGGAGUCUGUGAGGAGUGUAGAUGGAGAAACUAAGGUUGACUCGUCUAAUACAGGGAACUAAAGUCUGUGAGGAGUGUAGAUGGAGAAACUAAUGUUGACUCGUCUAAUACAGGGAAGUAAAGUCUGAUAGCACAUUGUUAACAAUUAUGAUAAAUUACUCUCCUACCUUUAAUUACAGUUAGAUUGUACACACAUUUUGUCCAGAUAGAAAUCGUGAAAAAACAUGUCACCUACAUGUAUAUCGACUUUGCCUUAGAUCUACCAAUUUGCUUUUUUUUAUGGAAUACUCUUCAAGAGGGGUUGAUUCUUCCAAACUAUCCGACGUCAUAAUGAUUGCUUUAUACCUUUAAAAUGCAAAAUGGCAGCCAACAAAAAGUUGCAUUAUUUUUGUACUAGGAGAUUUCAGCGAAGUCGAUAUAGGCCACAUCGUUACAAUAUAGUAUGUGAAAGCUGUGUUAUUGUAAUGGUUUUUCCACUAUUUGUGUCUGGAUAUAAUGGUGAACAAAUCUAGCAGUAAUUACAGAUCUGAGAGUAAUUUAUAGUAGUUGUUAACAAUGUGGUUCUGACUUUAGAUCCAAUGAUCUUUGGUUUUGUACAAUAAAUACGUACAUCUCCGAGUAA